UGACGGUAGAUCUCAGCGGUUGCGGAGAGGCGCGUCUCGGUGACAGAAUCUCACAGGCUGUCGAGGGGAGCGGGGUCGGUGGAGCGAAUUUGAGGCGGCCGCGGAUCGGGUGGCGCGCUGAGGUGGCCCCGGGCGCAGGAAGUGACUGUUGGGAGUGCGUCGGAGCGAGGAGAGUGAGGUGUCGGAGCCCGGUAAUGCCCGAUUGCUCCCCGGGAAGCUGAGAAGACUCCGCGGGAUCGCUUCAUGCCGCCGACUGGUUUAGAGCCCGCCAGAAUGAACAGGAAGAAAGGGGACAAGGGCUUUGAGAGCCCACGGCCAUAUAAAUUAACCCAUCAGGUCGUGUGCAUCAACAACAUAAACUUCCAACGAAAAUCUGUUGUGGGAUUUGUGGAACUGACGAUAUUUCCUACAGUUGCAAACUUGAAUAGAAUCAAGUUGAAUAGCAAACAGUGUAGAAUAUACCGAGUAAGGAUCAAUGAUUUAGAAGCUGCUUUUAUAUAUAAUGAUCCAACCUUGGAAGUUUGUCAUAAUGAAUCAAAACAGAGAAAUCUCAAUUAUUUUUCUAAUGCUUACGCAGCUGCGGUUAGUGCUGUGGAUCCUGAUGCAGGAAAUGGAGAACUUUGUAUCAAGGUUCCAUCAGAGUUAUGGAAACACGUUGAUGAAUUAAAGGUCCUAAAGAUACACAUCAAUUUUUCCUUGGACCAGCCAAAAGGAGGUCUUCAUUUUGUGGUACCCAGUGUGGAGGGAAGUAUGGCAGAGAGAGGUGCUCAUGUUUUCUCUUGUGGGUAUCAAAAUUCCACAAGAUUUUGGUUCCCAUGUGUUGAUUCAUAUUCUGAGUUAUGUACAUGGAAAUUAGAAUUUACAGUAGAUGCUGCAAUGGUGGCUGUUUCCAAUGGAGAUUUGGUGGAGACAGUGUAUACCCAUGAUAUGAGGAAGAAGACCUUCCAUUACAUGCUGACCAUUCCAACAGCAGCAUCAAAUAUCUCCUUAGCCAUUGGACCUUUUGAAAUACUUGUUGAUCCGUAUAUGCAUGAAGUUACCCAUUUUUGUUUGCCCCAACUUCUUCCAUUGCUUAAACAUACCACAUCAUACCUUCAUGAAGUUUUUGAAUUUUAUGAAGAAAUUCUUACAUGUCGGUAUCCAUACUCAUGUUUUAAGACUGUAUUCAUUGACGAAGCAUAUGUUGAAGUGGCUGCUUAUGCUUCCAUGAGCAUUUUUAGCACAAAUCUUUUACACAGUGCCAUGAUUAUAGAUGAGACACCUUUGACUAGAAGGUGUUUAGCUCAGUCCUUGGCUCAGCAAUUUUUUGGAUGUUUCAUAUCCAGAAUGUCUUGGUCUGAUGAAUGGGUACUAAAAGGAAUUUCAGGCUAUAUUUAUGGACUUUGGAUGAAAAAAACUUUUGGUGUUAAUGAAUACCGCCACUGGAUUAAAGAGGUAAAAAUAGCUAAGUUCACUUUCCAUGUAGAAGUUAAAGUUAGUAAGACAUCUGAUCCGGCAUCCCAUCUACAUUUUUCAAUAAAGCAUCCACAUACGCUUUCCUGGGAAUACUAUACUAUGUUUCAGUGUAAAGCUCACCUUGUCAUGAGGUUGAUUGAAAAUAGGAUCAGUAUGGAAUUUAUGCUACAGGUUUUCAAUAAACUGCUAAGUUUGGCCAGUACUGCUUCAUCUCAGAAGUUCCAGUCACAUAUGUGGAGUCAGAUGUUAGUUUCCACAUCUGGGUUUUUGAAAUCCAUUUCUAAUGUUUCUGGCAAAGAUAUCCAGCCUUUAAUAAAGCAGUGGGUAGACCAGAGCGGAGUAGUAAAAUUUUAUGGAAGUUUUGCAUUUAAUAGAAAACGAAAUGUUUUGGAAUUGGAAAUAAAACAAGAUUAUACAUCUCCUGGAACUCAGAAAUACGUGGGACCACUUAAAGUGACAGUGCAGGAGUUAGAUGGAUCCUUCAAUCAUACCUUGCAAAUUGAAGAAAACAGCCUUAAACAUGAUAUACCCUGCCAUUCCAAAAGCAGAAGGAAUAAGAAGAAGAAAAUUCCACUGAUGAAUGGAGAAGAAGUUGACAUGGAUCUUUCUGCCAUGGAUGCUGAUUCCCCUUUGCUGUGGAUAAGGAUAGACCCAGAUAUGGCAGUACUGAGGAAGGUGGAAUUUGAGCAAGCUGAUUUUAUGUGGCAGUACCAGCUCCGCUAUGAGAGGGAUGUUGUUGCACAGCAGGAAUCCAUUUUGGCCCUGGAAAAGUUCCCUACACCGGCAUCUCGGCUGGCACUCACUGACAUAUUAGAACAAGAGCAGUGUUUCUACCGAGUAAGAAUGUCAGCUUGCUUCUGCCUUGCAAAGAUUGCAAAUUCAAUGGUGAGCACAUGGACAGGACCACCAGCUAUGAAGUCACUCUUUACUAGAAUGUUUUGUUGUAAAACUUGUCCAAACAUUGUAAAAACAAACAACUUUAUGAGCUUUCAAAGUUAUUUUCUACAGAAGACAAUGCCAGUUGCAAUGGCUUUAUUGAGAGAUGUUCACAACCUUUGUCCCAAAGAAGUUUUAACUUUUAUCUUAGACUUAAUCAAGUAUAAUGACAACAGAAAAAAUAAGUUUUCAGAUAACUAUUAUCGUGCAGAAAUGAUUGAUGCCCUUGCCAACUCUGUUACGCCUGCAGUCAGUGUGAAUAAUGAAGUUCGAACUUUGGAUAACUUAAAUCCAGAUGUGCGGCUCAUUCUUGAAGAAAUCACCAGGUUUUUGAAUAUGGAAAAACUUCUUCCAAGUUAUAGACACACCAUCACUGUCAGUUGUUUGAGAGCUAUCCGAGUACUUCAGAAGAAUGGACAUGUGCCAAGUGAUCCAGCUCUUUUUAAAUCUUAUGCUGAAUAUGGCCACUUCGUGGAUAUUAGGAUAGCAGCUUUGGAAGCUGUUGUCGAUUAUACUAAAGUGGACAGGAGUUACGAAGAAUUACAAUGGCUACUUAAUAUGAUUCAGAAUGACCCUGUGCCCUAUGUAAGACAUAAGAUUCUAAAUAUGUUGACUAAGAACCCACCAUUUACUAAGAAUAUGGAGUCUCCUUUAUGCAAUGAAGCCCUGGUAGAUCAACUUUGGAAACUUAUGAAUUCUGGUACUUCACAUGAUUGGAGGCUACGGUGUGGUGCUGUGGACUUAUACUUCACCCUUUUUGGCCUCAGUAGACCUUCCUGCUUACCCUUGCCAGAACUUGGUUUGGUUCUUAACCUGAAGGAGAAAAAAGCUGUUUUGAAUCCUACUAUAAUUCCAGAAGUCAUAGCAGGCAAUCAGGAAGCUGCGAUGAAUCCAAGCAGUCAUGCACAGCUAGUUGGAUUUCAGAACCCUUUUUCAAAUUCCCAAGAUGAGGAGGAGAUUGAUAUGGAUACUGUCCAUGAUAGCCAGGCAUUCAUUUCUCAUCAUUUGAAUAUGCUUGAAAGGCCAUCAACUCCAGGUCUUUCAAAAUAUCGGCCAACUAGUUCCCGAUCUGCUUUGAUACCUCAGCAUGCAGUAGGCUGUGAUGGCAUACCUACUACAAAGCCCCAGUGGACUAUGGAACUUGCACGGAAGGGAACAGGUAAAGAACAGCCCCCUCUGGAGAUGAGUAUGCAUUCUGCUGCAGCAGCUCCGCUCUCAGUGUUUGCUAAGGAGCCCACGUCCUCCAAACACAGUGACCACCAUCACCACCAUCACCAUGAGCACAAGAAAAAGAAGAAGAAGCACAAACACAAGCACAAGCACAAGCACAAGCAUGACAGCAAAGAAAAGGACAAGGAGCCCUUCACCUUCUCCAGCCCUGCCAGCGGCAGGUCUCUGCGCUCUCCUUCUCUUUCAGACUGAGGAGGGGGCCGAGGAGACCUUUCGCUCAGUGUCCGCAAGAACAUAUAUAACUAAGGCUUUCUUCUCAGUGAAGAAUAGUGAAAGGAAAAACAAAAGAGUUACCUCUCACGGAAAUUCAGAAUCCUGCUAAACAUUUGAUUUACAUUAUUUAUACUGUUGAGAUCUAAUAAGAAAAAUAUGCUGUAUAGUUCUGAAUAAACCUUUUCAUCCUAUUUCCUCCUGAAAACACACCCACACAGAGCUAACUUCUUUCCAACAAAGGCCUCGCAUCCAUUGGCAGUCCCCAUCCACAUCAUGGGCUCCAUGUGCACCGCCAAAGCCAAUUAUGUUUUAAAACCUUUGAUGGAUGUUAUAGGGUGAAGUGAUGUUUUAAACAGAAGCUACUGCCAAAUCGGUGGUGAAGCCACUAUUUCCAGUGAGAUAUUGAAUAACACCAUUUGGAACUACUGAAAAGGAACGAGGCCUUUCUAGAGGGAUCUUCUCUGUUGCACUGUUUUUACUGUUAACUAUUAAACUUACCAUCAGAAUUUAUGAACAAAAAUGCAUGACAUCUUCUUUUAGCCUGAAAUACUGAAAUUUUCAGAAACAAUUCUUUAAAAAAAUACUUUUUGAUACCAAGUUCAACAAUUAUGAUGUUGGAAUUUAAUAGAAAUGUCAAAUCCACAAUUCCCAGAUCAAGAUGUUUAAAUUGUAAGUUCUUUUUUAUUAAGUGUAUAUGAAUAUGUUCAUAUAUAGAAUAUGUUUUGCUAAAGCUGGACAAUUGACACACCCAACGCAUAUUCUAAAAUUACUUCUAUAAAAAAAAAUACGAUACCUUAAAAAGGUGAGUUUGUUUACUACUAUUAACUUGAACAAAGGUGGUUGGGCUCUUCUGUGAGUAUACCAGAAGCAUUUAAAAGCAUGAAACAUUUUAGUUUCAUACUUAAAUUGUUUGUAUUUUUAUUUCUGAAUUUACUGUUUUAUUUCUUGUUUGUCUAAAAGUGUUUUUCACAUCUGUUUUUUUUGUUUGUUUGUUUGUUUUUUAUCAUUUUCCUUAUUAAGAGCUUGGCAAAACACUUCUUCCAGAAUAGGUAUAUUAAGAGAAUCUCAUGAUGUUGGACUUUCCUUGGUCCUUCUCUUUCUCUCUGCCCCCAUUUAAGAUGUUGUCAUCCAGCCUCCCUUUGGAGUAUCCAGCCUAGCCACCAUCUACAUAAAAUUGCAAUUCAGGGCCAUUUUGGCGCUGUUCAGAGCAAGAGUUCGCUUUGAAAGGGAAAUGUACUAGAGUGGAAGCAUCUUGAGUGAUUGUGGUAGAGCUCAGUAAACUUUGAAGCGGAUUCACAGAGGGGGUGCCUGGCCAGGGAGCUGCAGUGCUCUAACGUGUGAGAGGGAGGCACUGCAAGGUUGGCAUAUUCAGAGUUGCGUUCUCGGAAGAAAAAAAAAAACUUUUAGUUGCAUUUACCUUGUUUAAUAAAUGUUUUUAAUUAGUUCUUCUGCCUUCGUAUCUUUUGAUAUCUUUUCUUUGUGUGUGUAUAUAUAAAAUAAUACUAAUUCACCAAGUUUGCACAAAAUCCAUGUGAGUUAGUGGGACUUGAGCUGACUUCAAUUCUAAUGAAGAAGGAAGAAAUGGGUUGAUGUUCUCUCAGCAGGAGAAACAGUAUUUCCAAAGUAAUGGGGGGGAGCACCCCAUGUUCAAGAACAGGAAAGUGCAGUGGGCUGGCAAUGUGGUUAGGCAUGGACGGACAUCUGUGACCAGUUACUCAGAAAUCGUAGCUGAGUGUUGGCACUAAAAUUAGUUUUGGGGAAUGGAAUAAUUUACGAUGCGCAGUGAUACUGUAUCUGGAAUCCCCCACUUUGAGAAUAGUAAGGAUAUUUUCAAAUAACUAUUAGUGGUGUGGGAGACAGUGACAAAUUACUAGAGCUAGUAUAUGCUAGGACCUACAUGUUAUGUGUGUUUUCUAAGCUGGAUAUUUAUACUUGAUGUUUCUUGAGAAACAAUUUUUUAUGGUCUGCGUUCAGUUAUUUAAGCUGAUGGUUAUGAGCAGACUGCAGAAAUUAUUGUAACAAUAUUUUUUUAAAUAGCUAAUACCAUGCAAAAAUGUAAAGUCCUGGUUUCAGUCCUGUCCUGGAGAGGACCUGUGAAUAGUGGCCAGUGUGACAUCUUACAGAGCUAGUCUGUACGUAUAUUACACAGUAUAUACUUCUUUUUUAACAAGUGGCAAUUGCAGAAAUUGUUUAUUUUUGUAUAGUGUACCUUUUGUGACCGCUACAUUUUGUGUUGUACAAAGGUCUUAUUCCAUGAUUAUAAAAGAAUUCAUUUUUUUUCCCCACUGGUUUUAAAGUUUCAUGUUUCAGGUUUAUACCUUUUAUCCAACUAGAAUCCAUCUGGAAUUUAUUUUUGAUAGAUGGUAGGAGGUAGGGAUCCAAUUUUUUUUUUUCCUUCCAGAAUGCUACUCAACCCCAAUGUAUUGAAAAGGUUUUCAUUUUAUGGCAGUGACAUUGGUUUACAAUACAGCAUUGCAGCUUCACACUUUUAAUGCAUUUUCUUGGGUUUUACUUGAAAAUAAUUGUAUCUUUUCUCUGUCUAGAUUCAAGGGUUAGAUACUAAAUUCCCUUUGAUAUUUGGGUCCAUUUUACAACUUUGUAGUUGGCUUCACGGGUCCUGUCUACUCUACUGUGUCCAGCAUUGCAUUUAUGAUAGCUUUUAAUAAGGUAGGGUUAGUUUCCUUGAAACUUUUGGCUUUUCCUGUGGGCUAUUUUACUUUUCAGGAAAACUCACUCCUAGUGUAUUUCUAUAGGUUUUGACAAAUUGGUGUUGUGUUUCCUUCACCACAGCUAAUUAAUACUCCUGGGCCCCUUCCUAUGCCCCUUUGAAGUCAACUCCCCCACCACUCUCUUCCACCGUGAUGUUUCCAGUACUAUAGCUUUGCUUUUUGUGGAUUUAUUUCUCUAUGUAGUUAAAGUCAGUCUUUCUAGUAUCUCCUUAAAGUUGUUUUUGUACUGGUGUUAAGAGUUAGACUUGAUAUCUUGGUGUUAAUUUUUCCUA
Molecule: messenger RNA, 6835 nt
Organism: Condylura cristata (star-nosed mole)
Lineage: Eukaryota; Metazoa; Chordata; Mammalia; Eulipotyphla; Talpidae
Gene: TAF2
Product: TAF2 RNA polymerase II, TATA box binding protein (TBP)-associated factor, 150kDa
Exons: 25
Coding region: 244-3813 (1189 amino acids)
Biological process (GO): transcription initiation at RNA polymerase II promoter
Cellular component (GO): transcription factor TFIID complex
Molecular function (GO): transcription cis-regulatory region binding; chromatin binding; RNA polymerase II general transcription initiation factor activity
Source: RefSeq, a predicted model, not a curated record